AAGCUGCGUAAAAGUUGCGACUCGACGGAGGAUCGCUGUCGGAGUUUAACCGGACUUUAACGACUGUCAGCUUUUUUUUUUAUAAGGCGGAUAUUUUUGAUUUGGAGAAGAUGACAGCGAUCAGACUGGUGUCAUCGGUGUUGGUGCUGGCGUUGAUGCAGCCUGGGGCUUUUUGCGCGCGGAGGUUCCGGGGUGGCCGCAACCCGCAACCACGGCGCGCGCCACCUCCUCCCACGUACCGGGCGGACCGCGGAGACACCACGGAGAGCUUCCCACUGGAUUUCACCGCCGUGGAGGAGAACAUGGAUAACUUCAUGACGCAGGUGAAGAACCUGGCGCAGUCGCUCUAUCCGUGCUCCGCGCAAAAACUCGACUACGACAUGAAGCUCAACUUUUUGGACAACACGUCAGUCACCUGCAACGACGGAAGUCCUGCUGGGUAUUACUUGAAAGAAUCACGAGGAAGCAGGAGGUGGUUGAUAUUUCUUGAAGGUGGCUGGUACUGCUUCACCAAAGAGAACUGUGACAGUCGCUAUGAGACCAUGAGGCGACUGAUGAGCUCAUCCAAGUGGCCCCAAACUAAAACAGGCACGGGGAUCCUGUCUCCACUGCCCGAGGAGAACCCUCAUUGGUGGAAUGCCAACAUGGUGUUCAUCCCUUACUGCUCCAGUGAUGUGUGGAGCGGCGCCACUGCCAAGACGGAGCAGAAGGGCUACGCUUUCAUGGGCUCCCUGAUUAUCCAGGAGGUUGUAAAGGACCUCCUCAAUAAAGGUCUAGACAACGCAAAGGUUCUACUCCUAGCAGGGAGCAGCGCUGGCGGCACUGGCGUCCUGCUGAACGUCGACCGGGUCGCGGAGCAACUGGAGGGACUGGGACACACCGGGAUACAAGUGCGGGGUCUCUCCGAUUCGGGAUGGUUCCUCGACAACAAGCAGUACCACUGCACCGACUGCGUGGACGCCAUUAACUGCGCCCCCACUGAGACCAUCAAAAGAGGCAUCAAAUACUGGGGAAGCGUGGUACCCGAGCGGUGCCGGCAAACUCAUGAAGGCGAAGAGUGGAACUGCUUUUUCGGAUACAGAGUCUUCCCGUCGAUAAAAAGUCCGGUGUUUGUGGUGCAGUGGCUGUUUGAUGAGGCUCAGUUGACAGUGGACAACAUCCAGCUGACAGGGCAGCCCAUGCAAGAGGGCCAGUGGCGCUACAUUCAGAACCUUGGCAUUGAGCUGAGGAACACGCUGAAAGACGUCCCAGCGAUGUUUGCGCCCGCUUGCCUCUCGCAUGAAGUCAUCACAAGAAAUUACUGGCUUGACAUCCAAGUCAAGGGCACCUCCUUGCCCCGAGCACUGCACUGCUGGGAUCGCAGUCUCCACGACAACAGGAACAACAAAGCGCCCCCUAAAGGAUGCCCGGUGCAUUUGAUCGACAGCUGCCCGUGGCCGCACUGCAACCCCACCUGCCCGACCAUCCGAGACCAGUUCACCGGGCAGGAGAUGAACGUCAUCCAGUUCCUCAUGCACAUGGGCUUCGACGUUCAGAAAAUGGCCCAGCAGCAAGGCAUGGACCCCAGCAAGCUACUGGGCAUGCUCAGUAGCGGCAGCUAAAAGAGCGUGGGCGGAACUUUAAACGCUUAAAAGCUGAGCCGGAGAAGGGUUUGCUGGUCACUAUGACCGGUGUCCAUAUCUGAUACCUCUACGGACCCGUCCAAUUUCACCGACCCUUCCGACCUAUCCCUCCAUGUUUACUUUUGGUACGAACCUCAUCUUAACAUUGUAAGGGGCUGGGAUUUGGCCCUGUGUUUAUCAAGCCCGGGGACAUUACGACAAGGCACGACGCUCUGCUACUCUUCAAUUACAUAUUUUUUUGCUUCCCGAGAAAACAUAUGUGUCACAAAUAUAAUCCCAUUUAGUUGCAACUCAGAUUGAAAGCUAAGAAAUGGCCACGUAUUGUUGCACUAAAAUUGCGUCCUCUAGCCACAACCCUACCACAUCACAUAAGCUCGCAUCACCGGUGUCAAAUCAAUGCAAUGAACAUUUAAAGGGAGACAAACUAUGUGUAUUGUAUAUUUUCUUUUUGUAUAGGUUCUUUCAAGUGUUCGCCGUUAGCGCUCCCUCCUUGUAUUUCAUAACAGAGAUCACUUUUUAAUAUAAUGUUGUAUGUAAUGAUGUCUUUGUAUGAUGUUUCAAAAGGACUCACCACACAGAAGGAACGAGAUUACUAAUUUUAUUCUGUAACAUAUUUUUGACAGAAAGAAAAACUCAAGCUUCAUCGGUUAUUUACAUAUUUAUUUUGUUAUGUAAAUCAUAUUUAUAAGUGCUAUUUUCACAGAGAAGAGAUUCUUUGUAAAUUGUAAAUACAUUGCUGUGUGUGGUUUUUUUUUUCUUUGUGUUGAAUGCAUGUAUUUGUAUUAGACCUGAAAAAAAGAGACACAUUACAUUCACUUCCUUCUGCUACUGA
Molecule: messenger RNA, 2454 nt
Organism: Synchiropus splendidus (mandarinfish)
Lineage: Eukaryota; Metazoa; Chordata; Actinopteri; Syngnathiformes; Callionymidae
Gene: notum1a
Product: notum, palmitoleoyl-protein carboxylesterase a
Exons: 11
Coding region: 111-1601 (496 amino acids)
Molecular function (GO): hydrolase activity
Source: RefSeq, a predicted model, not a curated record